CGUAAACGCUUGCGUCAAUUCGAAUCAGCUGUUUAGAUACAUAGCCUAAUGCGAUUUCGAGCAAAUCAACCCUCCGAAGCAAUUCAGAAGUGUGGGCUCGAAUAUAUAUCAGUUCGUAAAUGAGAGUUUAGCAUCUAUUCUGUUUACAGUUGUGAUGUAUUUACAAAUUGAGUGGCUCAAAACGAUAGAAAACCGUUGGGGUGUUUGUGAUGCGGUUGGUGGAGAAUAUUUUUUUUAUUUGUAUUAUUUUCAAAAUAUCCGUAUCGCCGGCCUCAACAAAGUUACCUCAAGAUGAUUUUUCAUUUGAUUCUUGUUCUCCUCCGCAAUUGGCAGUAAAUGGUUCGGAAACCGAAGCGGGAGAAACCCGUAUUAAAAAAGAAUAUUCACAUGUUAGAGAAGUCAAAUUUUCCGGAUCUAUUGGACCGUUAGGCGAACAACGAUUAUGUAAGAUCAAAUGUAUCGCCGGUCAAUGGGUCGGUCCUUUGUGUAUUGAUCAAACAGAUAAUGGGAGAUUCCAGCCCUUAUUUAGAAACUGCAAGCUCGAAUAUAUUAACCCUCAUUUGUUAGUGACGUUUAGGAAUGUGUCCAUACAUAAUACAGGUUGGACUUUUCCGCAUGCCGCGAAAUUACACACUCGAUGUAGUGAACUGGGUUUGUAUAAGUUAUUGGGUACUCCCACGCCGCAAUGUCAAAAUGGACAAUGGUCUUCAAGACUUCCAUCUUGUGUACCAACAACAAUUUUAACAAACUUCACUGAAGAUGCUCCACCUUCUAUCUUAAUUAGAAUUCCGUCGGGAUCGGCUUCAGCUGAACCUGGCGGAGAACUGGCUGUAUUUCCAGGAUCAACGCUGCAUUUUGAAUGCAUAUUUUCACGCAGAUUGGGUUCUCCAGAUUGGACUUGGACAUCACCACUGGGUCAAUAUCUUACAGGAUGGGCAAUUGCUCCCGAAGAACGUGAGUGGAAAUAUAGGUUAUCAAUAUAUUAUGCGAAACCACAAGAUACAGGAACGUUCACAUGCGCUACACCUCGAGGAAUCACUAAUAGUAUAAACCUUGUUGUAAUAGCCGUUCAUUGUGAACCAAUCUCAGUAUCGAGAAUGCAUCUCAGCGUUAGAGUAGAAGGAACAAGAUUGGGACAUAAAGCCACAUUCCAAUGCCCCAUAGGAUUUGUUGUUUCUGGCGAAGCUAAUUUAACAUGUCAAGCUUCAGGUAAAUGGUCUGCUCCUGUUCCGAAAUGUGAGCUUGUGAAAUGUCCAUCUCUAGAUUUGCCUGAGCAACUAGGGGAACCCCAUUUGCAAAUCGAAGAACACGACAAUAAUUAUGGAGGAAAAGCGAUAUUCAGUUGCGCGUGGGGAUAUAAAUUGAUUGGCCCACCGGGAAUCGAAUGUGAGCUUAGUGGUAAUUGGUCCGGGUCUCUACCGAAAUGCGUUCCAAUACAAUGUUCGCCACCGGUUUUACCUGCGAAUGGACACUUGAUACAAUCCGAAGCGCCCGGUAUGGAUGGUGGUAGAUACGCAGUGGGAAGUUUGGUACAAUUUGCGUGUAUUGGAGCCCAUCUCUUAGAAGGAGAAGCCAGUAUAAUUUGUACUGAAACUGGAAACUGGUCACAUCCGCCACCAUUUUGUAGACCGAAAUGCUCUUAUGCUGGAGAACCCGAAAACGGCUUUACCUCUCCUACGAAAUUCGCAUACGACCCAGGAGAUGAGUUGCAGAUUAUUUGCAAUGAAGGAUUUGCAACGGACUCCGAUAUAAUUCUUACCUGUUUACCAGACGGUAAAUGGUCGUCUUCUCUUCCUUCAUGUCAAAAUAUAACAUUUUCAGAAGAUAUAAUAGAAUCUACUAAAGAAUGAACAAAAUGUUUUAUGGAGAGUUUUUAUAAGUUGUUUCUGCAAAAUUUGAUAUCUGUAUAUUAUUGCUGCCAGUAUUUCAUAUCAAAAAAAAGAGAUGGUUUCAAAAUGUCUUCACAUAUUUUUCGCAUAUCUAUGAUUAUUAUAUGAGGUGUCUUAUAAAUAAUGGGAUAAUCGACAAAAGCAGAAUAUCAAGCCAAGUUUUGGAUGGAUAUUUCUCUUAAUGUGACUGUUUGUAUUCCUAUUAUCUGAUUUUACAUGGGAAAUGUACGGGAUUCAAUCAAAAGUACUUAGCCUCAUCCCCUGAUGGAGCCAGAAUUUGUCAGAAAAUUUAUAUAGGGUGCUCAGAAAUUGGCGUCUUUUCCGGUGCAAUUCAAAAAUGGUGUGGCUGACUUUGCAUAUAACAACUUCAUUUUUUUCCUCUCUAAAAAUAUGAGGAAUUUAUUAUUACGAUACUAUACAUUCAAGACGGUCAGAAACUCUGUUUUCCCAUGGAGAUUUUAUCUGAAUCACCAUAAGAUAUGUAACAUAGUAGGCAUAUAUAAACCACGAGAUUAAAGUAACGCUUUCCUUCAAUUUAUACAGGAUAUUCAGAAACUCUUCUGUCAGAUAUUAACUACAAAUAUUAACCUUAUAACAAAUUAUUAUUAUUAACCGUCAAUUAUUUUCAAGAGAGCUAGCGCGCUUUAAAGAUGGUACUCUCCAGUGUAGAGUACAGGGUGAAUCGUGAGGAACAUACUUUUACCAUAUGUUGAGCUUCUGAGGGAGGACAUCAUAUGGCUACUAAAAAGUGUCAACUCCUCUCCUCUUGCAUUUUGGGAUUCGUCGUUAGUUAGACGCUUUACUUCGAUAAAGUAACUGAUCCACCGUCGCUUCACCUGUUUUUUUAUUUGUUUAAAAAAGUAUUUGCAUUACUACCAUGUUCCACACCUAACAACAUUUAUUGCCGCCAUUUGUAUAACAUAUUGUGAUGUUUUUUUUUAAUUCAUUCAUACAAUUUUUAUCAGUGGGGUGAAUUCAUAAACAAUGUCUCUUACUUAUUUUUAUUUUUGUACUUCGUUUCGUUCACUACGACUAUUUAUUAUAAACUAACUUCGCUAAACAUAUAAUAGAAUACACAUUUCUAGAAUUUCAUAAAGUAAACAAAAAGAAACAAAUAAAUGAAAAGACCUUCCUAAAAAUUAGUUCAAAAAAAACAAUGUAAACUAAUCUGCUAUGAUAAAAACAUAUAAAAAUAAACUUCAAACGAAUUUCGUUGUAUAUCAAACGGGCCGCCAAAUAUUAGAAUUCCAUUAUAACCGGACAGGACCGGCUUCACAGCCUAUGUAUUGGACAUGUUCGUAACAAUACUCACUAUAAAUUUGUAAGAACAACUGGAUUGAUGAUUUUCGCGCACGAACCAGUGUGUUGUGUGUUUUAUUUUCCUUUAACACAUGAAUGCUGAGGUCAGAACACACCUUAACACUUUGGGAUAAAAUUACAUUAGGUUAGAUGGAUAUAAAAUCACAUCUAGUAUCUGUAAUUUGUGUUUUUGGUCACCCUGUAUAGAAACCCUCGUUCUGUGCUUAAAAAAAGGUAGAGGACAAAAAUUGGUAGCAGAGCUACACAAAUUGGUGUCUAGAAUUAAAACAAAUGGGAACUGAAGAUAUUGUAUGUUAUUUUGAAUUUAGUAUAUUAAGACAUUUGUAAAUUUAUGCAAUUUCAUUGGAAUUCCUAUCAGGACUCAAUUGGUUUGUGAAUAUUUCUCUGAUCAAUUAACAAGAUUUAUGUAGGAAAUAAUAUCAAAAUUUUUUUUUCAAUAUAAGCAGGACCAGAAGUCCUAUAAAUAAAAAACUUUCGAUUUUCUAUCUUCUUGUAUGAAUAAAUUUGUGGAGUUGUUGUUGCAACAAAAAUGUAGUAGAAGUUGUAAAUGUUCAAUUACAACGAAUUUUUUUAUGAAUAAAAUUAGUACUUUGAAAUCGUUAUUGUUAUAAAAUUUUUCAUAGUUUUCAUUAUAUUUGUAACUACCUAAUAGUUGAUUAAAUAUGUAAACAGUA
Molecule: messenger RNA, 3883 nt
Organism: Diorhabda carinulata
Lineage: Eukaryota; Metazoa; Arthropoda; Insecta; Coleoptera; Chrysomelidae
Product: locomotion-related protein Hikaru genki
Exons: 10
Coding region: 210-1850 (546 amino acids)
Source: RefSeq, a predicted model, not a curated record